Solanum lycopersicum (tomato) is the source of this 1171-nucleotide messenger RNA. Its product is annotated as peroxidase 27. Gene Ontology annotation, biological process: response to oxidative stress; hydrogen peroxide catabolic process. Gene Ontology annotation, cellular component: plant-type cell wall; plasmodesma. Gene Ontology annotation, molecular function: peroxidase activity; heme binding. NCBI's taxonomy places the organism in Eukaryota, Viridiplantae, Streptophyta, Magnoliopsida, Solanales, Solanaceae. The record is from RefSeq and is a predicted model, not a curated record.
UUAGACAAGCAAAUUAAGAAAGCUUAAUUAAUUUCUUCAUCUUUUUUCCUUUUUUUUUCAAAUGGCAACUCUAAAUUUAUUUUCUGUUUUCAUAAUUUAUUUUGCAAUUGUAUUGAGAUUUGUUAAUUCACAAGGCCUUGAAGUAGGGUUCUACAAGAAAACAUGUCCAAAUGUUGAAAAAAUUGUGAAAAAGGCUGUUGUUGACUAUGUUUCUAUUGCUCCUACUUUGGCUGCUCCUCUGUUGAGAAUGCAUUUUCAUGAUUGUUUUGUUAGGGGAUGUGAUGGUUCAGUGUUACUUAAUUCUACUAAAAGUAAUCAAGCUGAGAAAGAUGCAAUUGCAAACCUAAGUCUAAGAGGAUUCCAAGUGAUUGAUGCUGCUAAAUCUGCUUUAGAAAAACAAUGUCUUGGCGUUGUAUCUUGUGCUGAUAUUUUAGCCUUAGUAGCUCGUGAUGCUGUUUCACUGAUUAAUGGACCAACAUGGCAAGUACCAUUGGGAAGAAGAGAUGGGAGAGUUUCAAUUCUUUCAGAAGCCACAACAAAUUUACCAACUCCUUUUGAUAAUUUCACUACUCUAAAAACAAGAUUUGGUUCAUUAGGUCUAAGUGUAAAAGACCUAGUUGUUUUAUCAGGUGGACACACGCUUGGAGUAUCACAUUGCUUUUCGUUUGGUAGCCGUAUGUACAAUUUUACUGGUAAAGGUGAUAUGGACCCAAACAUGGACCAAAAAUAUAUAGCCCAAUUGAAGACUAAAUGUAAGCCCAAUGAUGUGACAACCACAGUUGAAAUGGACCCUGGAAGUUUCAAAACAUUUGACACUGAUUAUUACAAUUUGGUUAGCAAAAGAAGAGGCCUUUUUGUAUCUGAUGCAACACUUCUCACAAAUAAACAAACAAAAGAUUAUGUUUUGGCACAAUUAAGUUCGAGGGGAUCAACUUUUUUUGAGGAUUUUGGGGUGUCAAUGGUGAAUAUGGGAAAAAUUGGAGUCCUUACUGAUAAAUCGGGCGAAAUUAGAAAAAAGUGUGCUUUUAUAAACUAAGAGGAAUAAUUUUGUGAAGUUAUUUCUCUAUCGUCAUUUUUUGUAUCGUUUUCUUUUCCUAAUCAAUUCACCAAGAAUGUAUCUUUGUGGUGGUAAAUGUACCUUUGUUGUAAUUUACUAGUUUGUUAAGUUUAA